Cicer arietinum (chickpea) is the source of this 1373-nucleotide messenger RNA. RefSeq lists its product as uncharacterized. Lineage: Eukaryota; Viridiplantae; Streptophyta; Magnoliopsida; Fabales; Fabaceae. The record is from RefSeq and is a predicted model, not a curated record.
UUAUUUCUCAUAUAUAUCCUCUUUUCUCUCUCUAGUACUCCACAUGUAAAUGUUCACAACAUGUAUUACUUUUCUCACAUGUUCUGUUAAAUCUCUUAUGUUUUAGAAGCUUAUUAUUCAGAAACAAACAACAAUUUUUUGGGAUAGUUGAAAUAGCUUGAAAAGUUAUCAUGUCUGCUUAUGGCCAUCAAAUGGAGCAUAUGUAUUCUACAAGAACUCUCUCAGAUGGUUCUGAAAUGAGAAGCAGUUAUGUGUUAGAAUCUGGAUUCUAUAUUACAUCUUUUUCUGCAACCAUCUUCAUUGCCGGAUUUUCUACUAUUGGACUUUUAUUAAUUACUUUGCUGGUUUCACUCUCAAUGAUGCUGCAAUCAUGUAAAAGUAGCAACACUGGAAUUGUUGAGUUUAGGAAAAUAAAUGAUGAAUAUGCUUAUUGCAAAGUUUAUUCUCUGCAUACUAAGCUCAAUAAUUUGGAACAACAUAAUGUUCCUAACAUUUGUAAGGAUUUAGCUGUAAAGUAUAUCAAAGAUGGUCAAUAUGCUAGAGACUUGGAUUUAACCAAAUCUGUGAUUGAAGAUUAUUUCAAUGGUGUUACAUCAUCAAAUGAUGGCCUUGAUGUGGUGUUGAUGGAUAUAGAUGGCAUUUUUCCAAUGAAACCUCAUUCCUCCAAUUUGUUUCAAAGCAUUACCAAUUGUAUAUUAGAGGCAAAUAAUUUAAAGCGCAUGGUAAUGUUGAGAUUAUACAUGAACCUUCAAGCUAGUGGUUGGUCUAUAAUUUUGUUAUCAAGAGAGCCAAAAACACAACAAAAUGUUACCAUCAAUAAUCUUGUCUCUUCUGGAUUUAGAGAUUGGUCUUCAUUGAUGAUGAGAGCAAAUGAUGAAAAUUGUACCAAAGUAAAUGAGUAUUUUUCUAAGCAAAGGAAUGUGAUAAAUUCAAAGGGGUUCCGAAUAAAAAGCAUCAUAAGCAGCCAUGUGGAUAUUUUGACAGUUGCAUAUGCAGAUAUAGGAAUAAGAUUUUUUUUGCUACCAGAACCUAUAUAUGACAUGUUUGAUCCUCAAAGGAGAGCAUAGAUGCUGGAUAUUAGUUUCAUCCUUAUAGGAGGAAUAUGGAGUUUUGGGUUCCACUAGUAUUUUUUUCUUGUAAAAGAAAAUCAUAUGUAUCUUGUAUUGUUCAUAUCUAUCAGGGGUGUUCUGUUACAUAUUAGCCAAACGACAAGAGGUGUGCUUGUAAAUUUGGGUCAAAACAGAACAUAGGCCUUUUUAAAAAAAUAUGUAUGUAGUAUGGGCCUUUUUGUUGCGGUUGGAAACAUGAAAAAGUGCAAACAAGGUCAACUCUUGCACAAAAAAGCAUGAUACAAAGAAAUAUUUCAUUUAUUA